AUGUCUGAAUCAAGGAUCUUAACUUCAUCACCAGUGUUGCUGAUUCUUCUCAGUCUUCUAAUGGCUUCCUUCUUCGAUACCACAGCUGGACAAAUCGGAGUAUGCUACGGUAGGUCAGACAAUCCCCGACAAAAUUCAUCUAACGUCGUGGCUCUUUACAAGAAGCUGAACAUCCAACGUAUGAGGUUUUACGAUCCUGACGCAGAAACUCUCAACGCUCUUCGCAACUCCAACAUCGAACUCAUCCUCGACGUUCCCAAAAGAGACCUCCAACGUAUCGCCUCCAGCCAAGGGGAGGCCGACACGUGGAUCCGCGACAACGUCAAGAAUUACAACAAUGUCAGAUUCAGAUACAUCACGGUUGGAAACGAGGUGAAACCCUCUGACCUAGAUGGAAGGUCUCUCCUCCAAGCCAUGGAGAAUAUCGAUAACUCGGUUUCUAAAGCAGGUCUCCGGAUCAAUGUGUCGACGGCUAUCGACAUGGGAGCCGUCACGGACACGUAUCCUCCGUCGCGUGGAAGAUUCACGGAUGAGUAUAAGGACUUUCUCCAACCGGUGAUUGAUUUCUUGGUACGCAAGAAAUAUCCUCUGCUCUUGAAUAACCACCCUUACUUGAGCUACAAGGAUAACUUGAAGGACAUCCCUCUAGAGUAUGCUCUUUUCAAACCGACCCCUGUAGUCAUUGACAAUCAAUACUCUUACAAAAACCUCUUCGAUGCCGAACUUGACUCGGUCUACGCAGCGUUGGAGAAAUCAAGGGGAGGAUCGUUGGAGAUUGUGGUGUCGGAGAGUGGUUGGCCCACGGAGGGAGGACCAGGGACAAGCGUGGAGAAUGCUAAGACUUAUAUUAAUAAUCUGAUACAACAUGUGGGUACUGGAACUCCGAGAAGGCCAGGGAAACCUAUAGAGACUUAUAUAUUUGCUAUGUUCGAUGAGAAUCUGAAGGGUCCUCCUGAGUUUGAGAAGUUUUGGGGGUUGUUUCUUGCUAAUCAACAGCCUAAGUAUGAUGUUAAUUUCAACUAAUAUCCUUGAAGAUAUAUACUUCUUGAAGAGCUAGUGAUGCAAUAAAAUGCUGUUUUAUCUUAUUAUUUGAGGGCUUUUUUUUAAGAGUAUUAAAAAAGUGGGAACAUGUUGUAAUGAUAAGGAAUAAUGAGCCUUAAACUAUGUUU
Molecule: messenger RNA, 1169 nt
Organism: Eruca vesicaria subsp. sativa (arugula)
Lineage: Eukaryota; Viridiplantae; Streptophyta; Magnoliopsida; Brassicales; Brassicaceae
Source: the annotation of a GenBank genome assembly